Messenger RNA from Pristis pectinata (smalltooth sawfish), 2952 nucleotides. RefSeq names its product transient receptor potential cation channel, subfamily V, member 4 (gene trpv4). The transcript is spliced from 16 exons. Gene Ontology annotation, biological process: actin filament organization; calcium ion import across plasma membrane; osmosensory signaling pathway. Gene Ontology annotation, cellular component: membrane; cilium. NCBI's taxonomy places the organism in Eukaryota, Metazoa, Chordata, Chondrichthyes, Rhinopristiformes, Pristidae. The coding region runs from base 322 to 2952 and encodes 876 amino acids. The record is from RefSeq and is a predicted model, not a curated record. Gene Ontology annotation, molecular function: protein binding; calcium channel activity.
CUGGCAGCGGAAGAGCAGAAGGGAGUCGGAAGCAGUUGUGGAGGGAGCGGCGCCCCGAGAGACAACCUGCAGAAAUCCGCAGCACAAAGGAAAUCCUCGGAGAUGUUUUGAAUUAAAAUCCGAUGGGUCCAGAAGUUUGUGGAUCCUUUGGCCGGGAACUGCCGUAAGCGAAAGGAAUCCAGAGAGUUGGAAGUCAAGUCCAGAGAGUUGGAAGUCAAAUCCAGAAAGUUGGAAGUCAAAUCCAGAAAGUUGGAAGUCAAAUCCCCUUCGGCUCCGCCGGCUGUUGGGAGACGUCGGAAUCUCCAGCGCUGUCAGGUGCUGAUGGCCGAGGCUGAAGCUAAGGAUUCUGGGAAACAGAACAGCAGCAGCAUGGAGAACCUGACCGAAGAUGGCUUCCCUCUGUCCUCCCUGGCCAACCUGUUUGAGAACGAUGAGGCCAGUGCUGCUGCUGAGGUACCACGGCCAGUAGCCCGGGAAAAUGGUGAGACCAACAAACAGAAUCUGAGAUCCAAGUUCCAAGGGGCAUUUAAGAACCGAAUGCCAAAUCCUAUUGACCUUUUGGAAUCCUCCAUCUAUGACUCGUCCAUGCCCAGCAUGGCUCCUGCCCCUAAAAAGGCCCCUAUGGAUUCACUUUUUGACUAUGGAUCCUACCGACAGGGCAGUGAUGAUAAGAGGAAGAAAAAGAAACCGGCCAAAGAUAAAAAUAGCCCAAAGGUGAAGGCCCCUGCACCUGAACCACCUCCAGUUCUGAAGGUCUUCAACAGGGCACUUCUGUUUGACAUUGUGUCACAGGGAUCAGUUGCUGGACUGGAUGGGCUGCUCGUCUUUCUACUGAGUCAAAAGAAACGUCUGACGGAUGAGGAAUUUCGAGAACCUUCAACAGGAAAGACUUGUUUACCAAAAGCACUGUUAAACUUAACCAAUGGAAAGAACGAUACCAUUCCGGUAAUGCUGGAGAUUGCAGAAAAGACAGGAAAUCUUCGAGAAUUCAUCAAUGCACCGUUCCGGGAUGUGUACUACAGAGGCCAGACUGCACUGCACAUUGCCAUUGAGCGCCGGUGCAAGCACUAUGUGGAACUGUUGGUUGAAAAGGGAGCUGAUGUCCAUGCACAGGCCCGGGGGAAAUUUUUCCAGCCCAAGGACGAGGGUGGAUAUUUCUACUUUGGUGAAUUACCUCUCUCUCUGGCUGCCUGCACCAACCAGCCUGACAUCGUCAACUACCUCACUGAAAACCCGGAUAAGGUCGCGGAUUUACGGAGACAGGAUUCCCGUGGAAAUACCGUGCUCCAUGCUUUGGUUGCCAUUGCUGAUAAUACCAGGGAGAACACCAAGUUUCUGACGAAAAUGUACGACUUGUUCCUCAUCAAAUGUGCCAAGACAUACCCAGACUGCAACCUGGAGGCCAUUUUGAACAAUGAUGGACUAUCGCCACUCAAGAUGGCAGCAAAGCUUGGAAAGAUUGGGGUUUUUCAGCACAUUAUCAGGAGAGAGAUAAAGGAUGAAAGUGCUCGGCACCUGUCCCGCAAAUUCCGAGACUGGGUAUACGGGCCAGUGUACUCUUCACUCUAUGAUCUCUCAGCAAUAGAUACAUGUGGUGAAGAGGUGUCACUCCUGGAGAUCCUGGUCUACAAUGGAAAGAUGGAGAAUCGUUAUGAGAUGUUAGCUGUGGAACCCAUCAAUGAACUUUUCCGUGAUAAAUGGAAGAAGUUUGCAGCUGUGUCCUUCUACCUCAGUGUUAUCUCCUACAUCACAGCCAUGGUCAUAUUCACCCUCAUUGCAUACUACAGACCAUCAGAAGGCCAACCUCCUUACCCAUAUGAGACCUCAGUCGACUACUUGCGAAUGGCUGGAGAACUCAUCACUGUCAUCACCGCCAUCUUCUUUUUCUUCACAAAUGUCAAGGAUUUAUUCCUGAAGAAAUGUCCAGGAGUGAAUUCCAUGUUCAUUGAUGGAUCUUUCCAGUUGCUUUAUUUUAUUUAUUCCAUCCUGGUGUUGGUGUCGGCAGGACUGUACUUGGCUGGUGAGGAGUCCUAUCUUGCUGUAAUGGUGUUUGCUCUGGUCUUAGGCUGGAUAAACACACUAUACUUCACCAGGGGUCUGAAGCUAACAGGAACCUACAGCAUUAUGAUACAGAAGAUUCUGAUUAAAGAUCUUUUCCGGUUCCUUCUUGUCUAUGUGCUAUUCAUGAUUGGUUUCACAUCAGCCCUGGUCUCACUGUUGAUGACUUGUCCCAGUGAUGACAUUACACUUCAAACUUGUGACAUAACUUCAGAUUCACCGAACUGCACAAGUUCAACGUAUCCCAUCUGUCGGGACAACUUAUCAUUCAGCAAGUUCCUGCUGGAACUCUUUCGACUCACCAUCGGCAUGGGUGACCUGGAUGUUAUCAACAAUGCCAAGUACCCCAUUGUCUUUGUUAUACUCCUGGUCUCCUACAUUAUCCUGACCUUUGUACUUCUGCUGAACAUGUUAAUUGCUUUGAUGGGUGAAACUGUGGGGCAAGUCUCUAAGAAGAGCAAACAAAUCUGGAGGCUUCAGUGGGCUACAACGAUCCUGGACAUUGAGAGAUCAUUCCCUGUAUUCCUGAGGAAAGCAUUCCGCUCUGGAGAGAUGGUUACCGUGGGAAUCAAUUCUGAUGGCACACCAGAUCGGAGAUGGUGCUUUAGGGUGGAUGAGGUUAACUGGUCUCACUGGAACCAAAAUGUUGGAAUUAUUAACGAAGACCCCGGCAGGAACGAUACCUACCAGUUCGACAGUGGAUUUACCCAAACCAUGGGCCGUCUGCGUCGAGAUCGCUGGUCAACUGUGGUUCCUCGAGUUGUAGAGCUGAAUAAAAGUUCCCGACCUGAUGAUUACGUGGUUGGAAUGGAGCAUGUCUCAAUGGAAAGGAAGUAUGGAUACAACAAUUUACACCAAAAUAGCCAUGGGAAGAAGGAUGAAACACAUAUUUAA